UCCAGGAAGUCAUGCGGGACUCUGCUGGGAUAGAAGAACAUUUUUGUUUUUUAAAAUGUGGUAAAGCAAUGCUUCCAAGCAUGUUCAAAAAUGAAUACCAGGGUGGCCCAGUUGUUGACAUCUUCAGUGCUCAAGGGAAAGACCCUAUGGCAAAAUGGAAAGUGUUUGGUAGUCAAGCAGCUAUUUGGAAAGAAUUUGACAAAGAGGUCAAGAGUUUUGUGUACGUUCUUGAAGGCAGCAGUCAAACAAAUAAGAUGCAGAUGCCUAAAGACAGCAAAAUGGCACUUGGACUUACCCAGAGAUACCUGAUUCUUCAGAUGUAUGUACCUUUGGGAAAUGACUUCACCACAGAAUUGAUGAUCACAGACCUGGGUAACCUAAAAAGAAGACUUUAUCUAUCUACUGUUCAUAAGGAAGUAUCUGCUACCCCCUUGCAUGCAAAGAUACCUCUUUCAUGUCUGAAACGCAGCAUCUGGUGUAACGUGUGUAUCGACCUUGUUUCAUUUACCAGUGAGAUAUUCAAAGGAGCUGCGUUUCUGUCUUUAGACGGAAUAAUUAUCUCAGCAACCUGUAGGCUGAGAAAGAUCUUCACAAUGAAAUUACAGCCACAAGGCCUUUUGGAUGAUGAAGAUAUGUGUAUUUCCAUUAGUGGUCCAACAGACAUAAUUCCAAGAAUCUGUCAGUUGCCAGCAGAUGUCCAGCAUGUUACACAGCUGAUAAACAUGAAUACACUGCGGAUGGCUGAAAUGAAGUUAAUUGGGUGCUCUUUAUCUUCAGAAACUGAACAAGCAAGCAGCACCAGGACAGCUAGUGCACGGAACAAUAAAAACCAAGACAUAUCCCACAUUGCAUUUGGAUCCAAGGUUCUGGGCCCUCCUCCAGCCACAGGAAGGAGAAUAAUUACGACUGGAUCACGAGAGACAGCAUACUCUAGUGGUCCAAGAAUAACCAGGACUUCUCACCAGUCAAGACACAACAGUGGAGACUGGACAGACAGAAAUACAGACUGGUGUGAAAUUCCCGGUGCCACAGAUUCAGAGAUACUGCACCACAGGAGUCAGGAAGAUGAUAAAUCAACUCAGCACACCCCAGUGCCACAUCAUGUGAUUCAACCACACCUCCCACAGGACCAGUCCAGGGAGAGGGCAAGCAGAGGGAGGCUGCAAGCACAGAGUGCUGGGAAAGAGCAGAGCAAAUGGCCUAAUGCUACAGAUAAAUGUCUGUUCUCCAUCCACUUAGAGAGCAGCUUUGUGUCUACAAAGUCUACAAGUCAAGUUCCAGUGCAUUCCCAGCCUCACAGGUCUAGGGUACAGCAUCAGCUGGAUUGUGGUGACACAGAGGGCAGCAAUGAGGAUGAAGAAACAGAACCCCAGCUAUGUCAAGUGGGCAUUUUCACUUAUUCUUCAAGGCCACACUCUGCACAAAAGCACAGAAGAUCCCAAAGCACACCUGUGAAGAACUUCCCCUUCAUAUUGGAUGAGAAAGGGGACAACAACUUGGGUCACAGGGGGGCUCGGUUGGAGGAUGACUUCCUUGGCAGCAGUAGUGAGGAGUAUCCAUCUGAGGGAAAUGAAAGAGAAAGAUGUAUUUACUCUGAAGUAAAGGAUGAGGUCCAUUCAAGAUUUAUUGUCCAAGAUCCCCACCUCAGAUCAAAAUCCAGCACAUUGCUAUCACUAAUCUCAAAUGAAAAUUGUGAGCCCUGUGCACAAAGGAUAUCCUACAGUCCUCAUUCAACAGAAGGAGAAUCAUUAAAAACUAGACCAGCAAAGAAAAGUAUGACUCUGGAAGAUCGUUCUCAUUUGCCAAAGUCAAGUAGAGGAAAUAUGCAUACUAAUACAAUUCCAGCCCAAAGCCUUUCUCCAACUGGAAGCAGGAAUGGACACAUACUGGCUGCUAACACAAUUAUUAGAGGCAUCUCAGAGGAUCAACUAAGGACCUCUCUGAGCAGAAAAUCACUUAAAGAAAUCUCACAGGAUGACUCGAGAUUGAAUGCAGAAAAAGUAGAAUAUGACUUGAGGAACCUUCAGCCGACCAGAAUGAGCUCUUGGGAGUGCCACAUGCUAGCCAGCCUUUGGAGACAACAAAACAAGGAGCUGGAGGAGGAAGGCAGAUCUCCUGGUCUUAGUGCAUCCCAGAUUGACAAUUGUAAUGUUAGCAUCAGCACCAGCAGCGAUGACACAACCACAUGGAAUUCCUGUCAACCUCUGCCUGUCAAUCAAGGACAUCAUUAUCAGAAAGAAAUGAAUCCAUUGUUACAUUCUAAUCCGCGAGACUGGCUGAAUGUUUUCAGUCCACCAAUCAUUCCUCCCAGUCAACAAAUGAGAGACCAAGAUGACAGCCUGAUCAAAAGGGACAUUUCAAAAGCUCUGCAGUGGAAGAUGGACUCCCGGAGGCCUGCCUACCACCGAGUCGCCCUACAUCCGUGGCUUGAGGGCAUAGGCCUCCUAUCGGCAUCCCAACCCAGCUGAGGGCACAGAUCGCCUGGUCUCAUUAUCCCCAUUUUUUAUUCCCUCCUCCCUGUGUCUGUUUCACUUCUUCACUGCAACUGAUACUGAGUUGCACUUAGCUUACUGUUUCAUAUCUGCAUCUGUGUUUUGGUGAUUCUUUUGGGGGGAUGUGACAGCACUGAACUGUGACCAGCACUGUCAUUUCCUCUGCAAGGUGUGUUAAAGCCAAAGUACUAAGCAUACUAUUCCUUUAUAUUUGUUUGUUAUUACUUUUGUUUUGUUAUUACUAGAAUUUGACUGAAUAACUAAACACUAAGAAAUUGUGGAGCUAAUUCCUUAUUCCCUAUAAGAGCAGCUAUAAACCAAUAUCUGAUGAAGAGCAGUAUGUCUGGGAUGUUUAUACCCUGCAUGCUGAGCAGAGUGCUGUAAAAAACACCAAUAAGGAAGAGAUUUAUACUGUAACACAUUUUCUUUUUUUGCCAUAAAACUGACUACAGCAAAGCAGAGGGAAUUGAGGAGAAUUUCUUAAAGUCUUUAAAUGCCUUUGUACAAUCAUAGUACAUUCACACUGCUUUUGCACUUCAUUUGUAAAAUGGUCCUCAGGGUCAAACAGAAAGCAGACUGACCAUUUGGCAUUUGAUCCAUUGACACUGGGUAAUCUCCAGCACCUUAAAUGGAAAAACCUUGUCUCAGCAGUUUCCUUUUUUCCACUUCAACGUAAAGCAGAGAUGUUUAAAGCACAAAUGUAACAGAUGUGAGAUACAUUAUGAGAUGCAGUCUUUGCUCCUACUGUAUACAUUUUAGGACCGCUAGGAAGUUUAUUUGUUUGCCUAAAGGAAAAACUGAUGAAUUAAUACAUUAGAAUUGAGACAGUUUAGAUGCCAGUUUUUGUCAUUAAUCUACAUAUAUUUAUUU
This is a messenger RNA of Lepisosteus oculatus (spotted gar), 3362 nucleotides long. The record is from RefSeq and is a predicted model, not a curated record. Lineage: Eukaryota; Metazoa; Chordata; Actinopteri; Semionotiformes; Lepisosteidae.